Molecule: messenger RNA, 3652 nt
Organism: Spea bombifrons (plains spadefoot toad)
Lineage: Eukaryota; Metazoa; Chordata; Amphibia; Anura; Pelobatidae
Gene: MAP7D1
Product: MAP7 domain containing 1
Exons: 18
Coding region: 474-3056 (860 amino acids)
Biological process (GO): microtubule cytoskeleton organization
Cellular component (GO): microtubule cytoskeleton
Source: RefSeq, a predicted model, not a curated record
CCCCCUAUUGUUCGCACAUGGUACAGUCGCGUGUUAGAGGCUGGAUAGUGUCUGUUACAAUAGCUUUUCAUGCAGCUGCUCUGUGCUGAGAUCUCUAGAUAUUCUCCUGAAUUCUCAUCACAAGUUUAACUUAAGCGCAGGAAUCCAGAUCCUCCCCGAGAAGCAGACAGUAACCGGGGGGAUCAAUUAUCUUUGCGAAUCUACCGAUUUCCCUACAAAGCUCCUGAUCUCCAUUCAAAACAAAUAAAUCUCAGCAGACACUGGCUUUCUAUUUGAGUAGGGAGGGGGCUGGACGAUAUUCUUCUUCCCUCCCUGGUGAUGAAGGCUUUUCCCCCCCAACUGUUAAACGGAUCCUGCUGCCCUUAGGAAUGAGACUGCAUCGAAGAAGCAAAGAAUAAACCCUAAUAAAAAGUGAAACUGCAACACCCCUGGAAGUAUCUGCAACGGGCCAAUUAUUUUAUCUUUUGGGGGACAUGGAAAACCAGACUGUGGAGAUCCCAAAGGAGGUGGGAAGACUAGAAGAGCAUAUACAAGAUGUUAAAUUAAAUAAAGAAGAUGUUGAUGUACAACAAGACACAACGGAAACCCCUUUGCAGAAGACGGACCCCCAGCUAGAAGGUUGUCAAAUGAGCACAAGGACAGAGACUCCCAGCUCCUCUUCUAUGUCUAAGUGUCAUAGCUCCCCUCAACAGACUGAAGGUCCUCUCCUUGAUGGACCAGAACCCUCAUCCUCACCCUUGCCCACACUGGAGGCAUCUAGAUUAUCCCCUGAGGGCCACAGCUCAUCAACACACACAGAAAGUCAGACCUCCUCUCCAGUAUCCGAAGGAUGUAGUUUGCAGAAAGAAGAGCAAAUUGCAAAAUGUGAUGCCCCGUCUCCCCCUCCUGCUCCAUCUCCUAGUACUGUUGUCAGUUCCAGGCAAAAACCUGACACCCAAAAAGCAGAACAGCGGCAGAAGCUGGCCAAGGAGAGACGGGAAGAGAGAGCCAAGUAUUUGGCUGCCAAGAAAAAUGUGUGGUUGGAGAAAGAAGAGAAGGCCAGACAGCUUCGGGAGAAGCAGCUCCAAGACCGCAAGAAGAGGCUGGAGGAACAGAGGCUGAAAGCAGAAAGGAAGCGGGUUCUGCUUGAAGAACGGCAACGGCUAAAACAUGAGAAGAACAAGGAACGAUACGAGGCUGCAGUAAACAGAUCCGCCAAGAAGACAUGGGCAGAGAUCCGGCAGCAGAGGUGGUCGUGGGCAGGAGCGCUGAUCCAGAACUCCCCUGGACCUAGAGGUGGUGCAAACAGAUGCUCAGUGUCUGCAGUAAAUCUCCCCAGACAUGUUGACUCUAUAAUCAACAAGCGACUGUCUAAAUCCUCUGCAACCCUAUGGAACUCUCCAAGUAGAAACCGAAGUCUACAGCUCAGCCCCUGGGAAAGCAGUAUUGUAGACCGAUUGAUGACCCCCACUCUCUCUUUCCUUGCACGGAGCCGCAGUGCAGCCAACCUUCCAGGGAACAGUCGAGAUCUGAGUUCUCUUGUUUGUCCUCGCUCUUCUUCUGCUAGCCCUUUGACACCAUGUAACAGUCACAAGCACCGCUGCGUAGAACGUCGUAGGACCAUUGCCAGUACCACAGAUGUGACCCCCAGGAAAAGCAGUGAUUCACCGAAAAAGAAAGAAAAGAAGGAGAAGGAUCGAGAGAACGAGAGAGAGAAGAGUGCUAUAACCAGGGAACGUGUCCUAAAGAAACGCCAGUCCCUGCCUGCCACUAAGAGUCACAUGUCUCCUGCUACAGACAGCUUGUUGAAGUCCAAAAACCGACCGCCCUCACCAGCCACUCCUACUCAUCGCGUGGCAUCCCCUGUUCAAGGCACCGUGGGACAAAUCACCCCAAAGCAGUCCUCCACAAAAAAUAUUCAAGGGGCAACAAAGGCCAAACCCAAGUCAGACAAGCGUAAAGAACACAAGCCUAAAGAAGACAAAACUCCCAUUAAGACCAGAGAGAAAAAGGAAGAACGUAAGGUGGAGAAAGAGAGGCAGUCGUCACCUGCUCCCCCAUCAGAGGAAAUAACCAAGUUGCAAGAAGAACAAGAAACGACUCCAAUCACAGACCUUGCAGCUACUCCCUCGGUCCCUGUAAUUGCCCCUAUACUAGCUCCCUCGUCCAUUACCGCAUCAGUGAUCACGCCAUCCCCAGUUCCUUCUCCCAGUAAGCCUAUGGCAGGCACUACUGACAAGGAGGAAGCUGCUCGUCUGCUGGCAGAGAAGAGGAGGCAGGCUCGGGAGCAGAGAGAGCGGGAGGAACAAGAGAGGAGAGAGAGGGAGGAACAGGAAAGGCGUGAGCGGGAAAAGGCUGCCCUCAAGGAGGCUGAGGAGAGGUUGCAGAGGGAGGCAGAGGCACGGCUCCUUGAGGAACAGAAGAGACUGGAAGAGGAAGAGAGGCGUCAAAGGGAAGACGAGCAGCAGAGAAUGGAGGCUGAAGAGCGAGCCAAGGCUGAGCAGGAGGAGAUGGCACGUCUGCUGAAACAAAAAGAAGAAGCUGAAGCUAAAGCACGAGAGGAAGCUGAAAAACAGAGAUUGGAGAGAGAAUUGCAUUUCCAGAGAGAAGAGAAGGAGAGGCUUGAACGCAAGAAGCGUCUUGAAGAGAUAAUGAAAAGGACAAGAAAAUCUGAUGUUUCAGACAAAAAGAAAGAGGACAAGCUGACAUUGAAUGGAAAAGAAACCAAACAGUCUGUACCAAGCAAAGAUGCAGAAAAUCCUACUGAAAAUAUAAUGAAAGUGGAACUUCCAGAGAAAAAAGUGGUGAGAAUUCAAGAGAAGAUGGGAGUACUUGAUUGUCCACAAGGGGUUCCUGAUGCUGUGGUGAACGGGGUCCAAACUCCCAAACAAGAAAAUGGAUUCUCUUCUAAGGAUGCUUCCCCUGCUUUUGAGGAGGUGAUCACGCUGUCCGAAAUUAGUAAUCCUAUUGUCGAGAAAGGAAUUUCCCCUGGAGAGCCCAUUAUUGCUUUUGGAGGAAAAGAUUCUUUCAUAAAUAAGGCAACUGUUCAACCCCCUCAAGUCACAGAAGUUCUGUAAAGUGUUGCAACAGGAGCCUGAGGUGCUGCUUAGUGCAAGGUCUUUCUGGUGUCACAAGGAUGGGACUGAUUGACAAGAGACCUUUCUGGGUUGAAAACCCGGUUUUGUUUUGUUUUUUAACCUUUUUUUUUUCUGAUGUUUUCAUGGACACAAUGACUGCCAGGAGGAAAUCCAAAGGCUUCGUUAAUUAGGCAAGAAAAUAAUAUAACAAAUCUGAAAUUCUGAAUGUUACAAGACAAUACUACAAUAUCUUUUCUCAUGUGAUGUGGCUGAUACCAGGAAACACUUUACCGGUGCCACAGCAUAUCCACUGGACACUUCCUAGUGUUAUUACUAUUUUGUUCUAUGUGUUUUUUUUUUAUAACAUGCACCUUAUAUUAAAAUAAAGAAAACAAAACUGACAAAUCUCACAAUAAAGUAAGGGUGGAAACAAAAUGAUAAAAGGAAGUGGUUUCGAGAAUUCCACCGAUUACUGAAAAUGUGUGAUAGAGCUUACUGGUGUCCUUAAUUAUGUAGCUAUUUAACAAAGAGAGAGACUGCUGGGUACCAUGCUGUAUAUGAAUUCUGUAAAUAAAACCUCACAGUGUUACAUCAAU